Messenger RNA from Heterobilharzia americana, 696 nucleotides. The record is from the annotation of a GenBank genome assembly. Lineage: Eukaryota; Metazoa; Platyhelminthes; Trematoda; Strigeidida; Schistosomatidae.
CUGGAAUUGGAGAGGCGAAAUGACACCAGUUGAUGAGAGCCUUCGGGAUGCCGACUGGUCGAUAAGUCUUCUCUAUCUCUCUCUCAAUGAAAGCGAAAGUAAGAAUGGGGACAUGGAAUGCCCACACGUUUGAAAGCAGCAAAGCUGUCCAGAUUGCCAAAGAGAUGAGAAGGUAUAGCAUAGAAGUGCCAGGCUGGGAAUCUGUGAAAGUAGAUGGAAUGGAAUGGAAGUGGACUCUCUCAACUGUCAACUGGAGAGGAGUCAAUAACCUACUCCGAUAUUGUCACUCAGACGACAACCACAGGUUUUGGAGUGGUUGUCAUGAUGUCCUCAAGAGCAUCGAAGGCUUUCAUGCAGUGGGAGCCAAUCUCCUCCUACAGGUUCAUGACAGCAAGAUUCAAAUCAAAGGGGAGGAAGGUCACAAUCAUACAAUGCUACGCUACACUACACUAUGCACCUACAAAUAAUCCAGAUGAAGAGAAGAAGGAGGAGUUCUACAGACAAAUGCAAUCAGUGUAGGACAAGACCCCACUUCAGUUGGCGAUAUCAAGAUUCUAAUGGACGACGCGAAUGCCAAACUGGGAGCGGACAACACAGGAGUGGAACCAAUCAUACGUGGAGAAGCACUCGGUGAAAUGAACGAGAAUGGAGAACUGUUUGCAGGUAUCUGCGCAUUUAUUGACUUGGUGAUUGGAG